AUGGCCACGGCGACGUCUUCCCAGUGUCCCGAUCAGCCCCCGGCCCACGACCCGUCAUCACUGUUACACGCGACCGAUGUCGUACCACCAACGGCACCCGACGAGCAACGCCCACCCUCCCAGGCCGACGGCCAGCUCCCGCCAAAUCCCACAGAAGAAGCCGCCAUGGCCCUGCGCAAGCUGCUCAAAGGCAAAGAGGAGGAAUGGAGUGCCGUCUCGAGGCGCACCGGUCGAUUGACCCUGCUCGAGCUGCCCUUUGACAUCUUGCGGCUGAUUGUCAACGAGAUCACACAUACAAACGAUCUGACCUCCCUCGCCUUGACGAAUUCGACCCUCCACAAUCUCGCCGUUCCACACAUCUACUCUCGCUUCGAUAUCGUGUGGCCUGACGCCACCCAGCUUGCCCAAUCUGAUUCCAAAAGCGUUGAUGCCCUCACCUAUGGCUUGUCAACCCUCUGUCUGGGCAGCAACUUUGCCGUGCGCGCCCAGAAGAUGUUCUCGCCGAACCGCAGCGGCGGACUGCCUCCCAUGGCACGCCUGCACAACGACUACGCUCGAUACAUCAAAAAGUUCUCCUUGGGCAAUGGCCCCGACGACUGGGUCGCCGAGUACAUGAUUACCAAGGAGAGCGGCAAGAUGCUGGGAACCCUCGUCGCCCUGGCCGUCGCCAAGAUGGCAAGCCUCGAGACCUUUGUCUGGGACAUGCCCACCGGCGUCCUCUCCGACAUCUUCAUGGCCUUGGCCUCCAUCCAGGAUCGCGAUCCGAAUGAGCAGUCCAAACUCGAGCGCGUCUGGGUGCGCUGGCACGACAACGCCGAUGCCUCGGCCGCCUCGUCCUCGACCAGCCCCAGCUCGUCCAUAGAGACACAGGGCGUCGUGCCCAUCGGCAGUACCUUGACGCCUAUCGGCAUUCUCAUUCCGUCGACGGCAUCACAUCCUCGGCCCAGGGCGCCUAUCCCUUUCGCCGAAAGCCGUGUCGAGUUUCCGACGUUCAGUGUCCUGCCGCCGUUGAAGAGUCUGUCUGUCCUCGACAUUGAUGAGCUCUCCUAUCUCGACGAGCUCGCUGUUGCCAUCGGUAACUCGCACGAGAAUCUGGAGGAGCUGCGCGUGGGCAUCUCCGCCAAGGCGGCACACUCCGACUUUGUCCAGACAUGGGAUGGGCCGGGCUUGCACCAGGUCGACCACAAUGCGCGCUGGCCUGGCGAGAGCACAAUCGGCGAUCGCAGGUUGGGCGGUGUCCUGGGGGUGCUGGUAGGCAAGAUCUACGACAUUCGCAGAAAGUCUGCAUCCAAAUCCAGGGCCAAAAGCGCCCUCGCACCGGCCAGUGUCGAAGCUGUUGCGCCCGUGCCCGACGCUGCUACAGUCGUUGGCGAUGAUGCCGCGCCCACUGGCCAUCACCAAGAUGUCGCUGUCCAGGGUGGUGACGAACCGAGCCCCGUGUCCGCCGCCGACGAAGCAGCGGACAUGAACCUUUCGAGCCCUUCGACUGUUGACCACGUUCCUGGAACAGCCUCGACGACGGAGCAUGGACCCCGGACCUCUACAGCACCGCAUCGUGAGCAGCUACAACGGUCGAAUGACGACCAGACAAUACGAAAACGACUCGACGGCAAGCUGAAGCUCAAAACACUGGAAUUGGAGCGCGUGCCCCUAUCGAUCCAGGUCUGUACAAAGGCAAUCGACUGGACUGUCCUCACGAGCUUGACCAUUUUGGAGUGCGCUCAACACGAGACCCUGUGGAAGGUCCUCCGCAAGCAAUUCCAACCGACGCCUCCAGUGACGUCAGGUCACGAAAAUGGCAGCUCUCCCAAGCCCUCGCCGGUGACUCGAGUACAAUACCAUCUCAACGUAAAAAAGAUCCACACGGACAUGGCAUCACUGCCUCUCAUCAACUUUAUCAAAGAUACCCUGGAACCGAACAGUCUUGAAGUAUUUUUCCUCCAAGACAGGCGGCGGUCUGUACCUCCGGCUGUGACCAUCUCGCAAAUCUUCAAGGGCGCCAUCAAACGCCACCGCUCUAGUCUUCGCAAGGUCCUCCUCGACAGCUCUGAAUACAAGGCCCCCCACGGCAACCUGCCUGAGAGUUUCCGAUGGCUCAACUGGACCGCCACCACAGAGAUGCUCCUUUACAUGACGAGCGGACGCAUGGUCAGCCUGAGAGAGCUGUCCAUGUCUCUGCAGUAUCGCGACUGGCACACGCUCCUCCAACGCCUCAUCGGUCUGCCCCAGUUGCGCUCCCUGCACAUUCCAAAAAUAGCAGACCACGCAGCGGGCAACUACGACCCCCGGGAGCUCGCCCUGCAGAUCGUGGACAUCAUCUCGCUGCGCCCAGAGAUCCAGCUCUGCUACGUUGGCAUUGGCAAGAAGUGCUUUGAGAUUCUCGAGAAUAAACCCCUCGAUUCGUCCACGCACGGCGUCGCCACCACGGACCCCACGGCUGAAGCAGGCGCGCCUGGUAGCGGCCACGUCGUCCCAGGCCAGCACGGUUCAGGUGGCGACGAGGCCGCCGACGACGACGAAGAGGACGCGAGCGACGAUGACGAGGAUGCGAGCCAGGUCGACACAUCAGAAGACGAGAACGAGGAUGGGCCUGGCGGUGGUGGUGCAGGCAACGCCAACGACGCAGCGAGCGCGGUUGAUGUUGAUGACUCGCAGUCCGAGGCGUCGCUUGGCUCCAGCGACUCCGACGCAGACUCGUUCCGUGAGGCGGACCACGUCGGGGCCAGGCCGCGCCUGCGCCUGCGUGAAAUCCUAUUCUACGACGACAAGGUUGCCAUCUUCAAAGCGCGCCACGGACGACUAUAA
Verticillium dahliae VdLs.17 is the source of this 2805-nucleotide messenger RNA. Its product is annotated as F-box domain-containing protein. Lineage: Eukaryota; Fungi; Ascomycota; Sordariomycetes; Glomerellales; Plectosphaerellaceae. The transcript has 3 exons. Bases 1 to 2805 code for a protein of 934 amino acids. The record is from RefSeq and is a predicted model, not a curated record.